UAUGGUGRACAGAAAUAACACUUUUCUGCAAGUUURACAGAAAAUGGAGUUUUCUGUYAUCAAAACGAAUGGAGCAACACCUGCAAAGCGUGCAUACCAUUCUUGCUCAGCUGUUGGAAAUGCUUUGUUCGUAUUCGGUGGAAUUGGCGAGGAUAAACAUGUUUUGAAUGAUUUGGAUAGGUAUGAUAUCGAGUCAAACUCCUGGUCAAAAAUUGACAGCGCUCAACCUUCGUCUUUUACAACACCUCAGGKCUCUCGGAGUUUUUCCAAAGGAAAUSUCUGUGUAGCUCCAUCAUUAAGUCAUCAUACAGCUACGGUUGURAAAGAUCGCUAUAUAUUUAUUAUAGGUGGCUGGAACGGYAAGAAAAGAGUUUYCGAGGUCUACUGUUUUGACGUCACGGAUUCAACUUGGCGACGCAUCCCAGAAAGUGGGGACGUCCCAGUUGGAUUGAGCUCACAUACCGCAACUCUUUUAUCAUCUAAAGAUAUCCUCAUCGUAGGAAGGGAGGGAGGUGUGCGUACGCAAAGRCGWUUUUCAGGUGCAUUUAACUUAAACAUAGAAACAGGACGYUACACAGAAGCACCCUUUCACACUGCGUCUCGUUCAGGGCACACUUCCAACCUCAUCCACGUGAGAAACAGUAAAGAAUUGUAUUUAUUAGUSUUUGGAGGACGUAAAAGUGGUAGUUACGAACUAUUAGGGCGAUGGAAUCAUAAGGAAAARCAUCACCAAAUAAUCUCUAUUUCCAAGGGUGAAAAACUGUUAGUCAACUGUACGUCUUGUAGCGAUGAGCCUGAUGGACGACAGCACUGUCARUGCRUUGAGAUAGGYAAUAGAUAUUUGAUGUUCUUUGGAGGUGAAAAGUGGAGUGGUGUACGAGAAAACGUUACCAACGAGGCCUACRUACUAGAUACUCAUAAAAUGACCUGGCACACUGUACCAGUAAACGAGAAUAUUCCAAAGCUUGUUGGACAUACAAUGUGUGCAGUGGGAGACAAAAUACUGGUGUUUGGAGGGAAUUUUCWAAACAAACCCUGUAAUACCUUAUGGCUUGUGGACUUCAUAUAGCUGUAGGGUUAGUUUGAAUUACAAAAACACUGAUCUUCUAAAUAGAAGGAAAGUCAUAAAUUUUAUGAUUCAAAGGUUAUUAUAAAUAAAAAAAYUCUGGAUCCAAAUAAUAUUGUGUAAUGUUUUGUUAUCUAUCCGUAGAUGUACCUUGUUUGUACGAGCAUAAAAAAUCAUAGUGCGCUCUUGGUUUUUAGCUAGUGACCAAACUUGACUCAGACAUGCAUCA
Exaiptasia diaphana is the source of this 1295-nucleotide messenger RNA. Its product is annotated as kelch domain-containing protein 9. The record is from RefSeq and is a predicted model, not a curated record. The transcript has a single exon. Lineage: Eukaryota; Metazoa; Cnidaria; Anthozoa; Actiniaria; Aiptasiidae. Bases 2 to 1069 code for a protein of 355 amino acids. Gene Ontology annotation, molecular function: cyclin binding.